AUGAGCAGCAAGGCCACCGUAAAGAAUGUCCAGAUAGAAGAGUUCGCGAAGGCUACUGAGUUGCCGGCAUUGAGUACGGUUGUCAACGGUCGCGAUGGCCGCAUCUGGAGCCAACAACGUCUAUAUUCACACCGUUUCUCUCCAGACCAAGGCAUGUAUGAACCCGCGCUAUCGACAAGGCGUAUUGACAGAGUUAUCUGUGGCAGAGAAACAACAUACCAAGCCUACUCUUAUAAUAUGCAUCUCAUCAACACACUUCUUCUCGGCGCCGGUGCCGUCUAUGCUGCCACCACACCACAAUACCUCAACAUCGGCACUCUGAACUCCAACACCCCCAGCGGCAUCAACACACCCGCCUACGCCACAAUCACCUUCCCCAUCACCGACUCCAAGACCAAAGCCUCCACCACCUGCACCGUCAAAUGGGACUGGACCAAGAAGCCAACUACCUCAUGGACAGCCUGCAAGGACAACUCCUUCUCCAUCAAGGUGUCGAAUUACAAGACUUUGACCGACUUCAAGGUGGAUAUGCAACAUCAGUACAACACAAAGACUGGCAAAAAGUGCAUUAACCCCAAUGGCACUGGCUGCACGACUACAUUGGCUUCAACUACUGUCUCGAAGAGUGCGGCGGGCUUCCAGAGCUAUUGCGGUGCUUCGGGUGCUUGUGGAGCUGUUGGAAAAAAGGGUGUCAAGGUUGCUGUCUCUUCGUCCAAGACUGGUACUCAGAAGUAG
Aureobasidium namibiae CBS 147.97 is the source of this 735-nucleotide messenger RNA. RefSeq lists its product as uncharacterized. NCBI's taxonomy places the organism in Eukaryota, Fungi, Ascomycota, Dothideomycetes, Dothideales, Saccotheciaceae. The coding region runs from base 1 to 735 and encodes 244 amino acids. The transcript has 2 exons. The record is from RefSeq and is a predicted model, not a curated record.